Molecule: messenger RNA, 714 nt
Organism: Cicer arietinum (chickpea)
Lineage: Eukaryota; Viridiplantae; Streptophyta; Magnoliopsida; Fabales; Fabaceae
Source: RefSeq, a predicted model, not a curated record
UCCCUUUCAAUUCAAUUAAACAUUUCAACCUCCUAACAUCACACCUCAUUUUCUAUUAACCACUUCCUUAAUUUCUAUCUACCAAAUUAAAACCAACCUCAAAACACAACAAUUCAUACCAAAACAACACAAAGAUGAGAACCAUCACUACAACAACAACAAGUCCCAACACAUUAGCACCAACAGCAUCGAUGAUGCACUCAUCAUGGCACUCACCAAUUCCAUACCUUUUUGGUGGACUUGCAGCUAUGUUAGGUCUCAUAGCUUUUGCUCUCUUGAUUUUAGCAUGUUCUUAUUGGAGACUCUCUGGUCAAUUACAAGAUGAAGAAAACGGUAACAGUAACAUGGAUAAUCAAAAAGAAGGUGACUCUACAAAAAAAGAAUCUUUGAAGGUUUAUGAAGAGAAAAUUCUUGUCAUUAUGGCUGGUGAUGAAAACCCCACUUUUUUAGCUACCCCUGUUUUUCCAAAAUCAUUGUCUCUCGUCAAUCUAGUUGACAACAAUAAUCAACUCCAAGAUCAUGAACCAGUUGAUAAAACAGAGAAGGAACAUGAAACACAACAAUAGAACCAGCUUUAAUUUUUUUUUCUUUUUCCUCUGUUUUAGGACUUGUUUCUUUGUGUUCCAUGACUCGGGAAGUGUAUAUUUAAGGUGAGAUUUAUUAUAAUUGAGCGAAUUUACUAUUAAUUUUAUGAACUGAGAUUUUUAUUUUUAA